AUGGCUCUCUUCUCUGACGAGAAUAUCCCCCCAUCGACUCCUCCAUCUUCACCGCCCAGCCUCGCAGUCUCUCCAAAAGCUGCUCCUCCAAAACUACAACUUCCAAAGGCAUAUGUUGAAAAGCCUGCACCUGCCGUGAAGUCUACCCCAAACUCGUCAAAACCGCUUGUCCAGAUGCAACUCAACUUCGGGCAAGCGAUGCGAAAGACUUGCAAAGAGUGCCGCAUGGAAUAUGUGCCGUCAGCUCCAGAGGAUGUCGCUCUUCAUAAGAAGUUUCACGCGCAACACACCAAUGGCGUCCCCAUGGACCGGGAUUUUCUCACCAAAGUCAAGUCAGAGAAGGCUGUGUGGCAUGGACCGCAAGGAGACUUCAUCAUAUCCCUCAGCGGCUCUCAGGAUCCCAAGCACUGGCUCAAGAAAGCUCGCGCUGUAUUUGAAAUGGCAACAGCAGAUUUGGGUGCUGUAGAUAUACCUGACGAGAAGCUGUGGGGACCACGAUUCGCGACUUCAGGUGCUCGCAACAAAGCAUCCGAUGCAUACGAGGAGAAAAUUGACCAAUACAAGUUGUAUCUUUACGUGGAUAAUGGCAGAUGUGUGGGACUUUGUCUUGCAGAAGGGAUUGAGAAGGCUUUCAGAGUGGUCGAGCAAAAGAAAAAGGUGGAUGUAGAAAAGGAUACAGAAACAGAGGAAGAGAGCAAGGCGUCAGAGCUAGUGGGGGCUCAAAGAAGUGAGCAACUCUCUAUCAGCCAGGACACAGAUGAGGCAGCAAUUGGCAUAUCUCGAAUCUGGACAUCUCGAGGGUCAAGGAAGAAGGGCAUCGCAAGGGCACUGUUGAAGUGCGUCGCAAAGACGUUCCUAUCCAAGGUUACAUCGAAAGAGUUGGUUGCCUUUAGUCAACCUACCGAGAUGGGCACAGCACUAGCCAGGCGGUGGUUCGGUCAGGAAUACGGAUGGCAUGUGUACAUUGAUUGA
Messenger RNA from Aureobasidium namibiae CBS 147.97, 972 nucleotides. RefSeq lists its product as uncharacterized. The transcript has a single exon. Gene Ontology annotation, biological process: mitotic sister chromatid cohesion. Bases 1 to 972 code for a protein of 323 amino acids. Gene Ontology annotation, cellular component: nucleus; chromatin. Lineage: Eukaryota; Fungi; Ascomycota; Dothideomycetes; Dothideales; Saccotheciaceae. The record is from RefSeq and is a predicted model, not a curated record. Gene Ontology annotation, molecular function: protein-lysine-acetyltransferase activity.